GAUCAAUAAAAAUCUCCAAUAGUUGCAAUUGUAUUUGCUUAUCGUGGUUGGAAAAUGGAUUCUUCUAUUGCAAGUGUUGGCGGGUCUGGUGAUGAAGGCUCUCAAAACUUAAAUGAAGGAAGAAGACCUUCAUACAAACGUCUUACUUCUGUACAAACAGCCAAACUUGAAAGAUUCAUCAAGGAGUGUCCACAUCCAGAUGAAGUCCAACGACGUCAUUUAGCUUCUGAGAUUGGACUUGAACCCAAACAAAUAAAGUUUUGGUUUCAGAAUAAAAGGACUCAAAUCAAGAAUCAACAUGAGCGAGCAGAUAACACAGCUCUUCGAGUUGAGAAUGAUAGGAUACAUAGCGAAAAUGUCCUAAUGAAAGAAGCAUUAAAGAAUAUGCUUUGUCCAUCUUGUGGGGGUCCACCAUAUCCAGAAGGAAAACAUGAACAUGUUAUCCAAAAGAUGCAACUUGAAAAUGCCCAACUAAAAGAAGAGCAUGAAAAAGUGUCUAGCCUUCUUGCAAGGUACUUGGAGAAACAAAUGUCACCACCUGAGUUACAACAAGGUUUUAUUCCUAUCACAGGAUCAAGUUCACAUUCUCCAACAACACUAGGAAAUUCACAAAACCAAGAGACAGGUGAAAGUUCAUGUCCCAAUCGAAGUCUUGGUAAGCAAAUUAUGGACAGUGACCAUUUAUUGCCUAACUCAUCGGGAAGUGAAGGUAUAGAAAAUACCCUUAUGUCAAAGGUUGCUAUUGAUGCAAUGGAUGAAUUAGUUAGGCUUCUUCGAAUUAAUGAUCCUUUUUGGACCAAUACUUCAACUCAAGAUGAGAAAUUCAUUCUUAACCAUGAAAAUUAUGAAAAAGUGUUUCCAAGGACCAAUCAUUUCAAAGGUGUCAACAUGCAUGUAGAAGCAACAAAAGAUUCGGGAAUAGUGAGCAUUAAUUGCAUCCAGCUAGUUGAGAUGUUCUUAGAUUCAGACAAAUGGGCUAAUCUUUUUCCAACAAUUAUUACGAAAGCAGAAACAAUCAAAGUACUUGAAAGUGGUUUGCUAGGAAAUCGAAGUGGAGCUUUGCAACUGAUGUUUGAAAAAAUGCAUGUUCUUUCACCUUUAGUGCAACCUCGUGAAUUCCAAUUUCUUCGUUAUUGUCAACAAAUUGAAGAAGGUGUAUGGGUGAUAGUAGAUGUGUCAUUUGAUUCAUUUCGACAAAAAAACUCCAUUUUUCACUCUUGGAGAUAUCCCUCUGGAUGCAUGAUUCAAGAAAUGCCUAAUGGGUGUUCCAUGGUGACUUGGAUUGAACAUGUAGAAGUGGAUGAUAAGAUCCAAGCACAUCAACUAUACAAAGAUAUUGUUCAUAAAGGAAUUGCAUAUGGAGCAGAAAGAUGGAUUAUGGAACUUCAAAGAAUUUGUGAGAGAUUUGCUUGUUUUUAUGUUGAAAAGAUACCUAAUCAUGACUCUGAAGGAGUUGUCAAUUCUCUUAAAGGAAGGAGGAGUGUAAUGAAUUUUUCUCAUCGUAUGAUCAAGAUCUUUUGUGAAAGUUUAACUAUGUCGGGUAAAUUAGACCUCCCACAAUCAAAUAUGGAGAAUAAUAGCGGGGUGAGGGUUUCUAUUCGCAAAAACACAGACCUUGGUCAACCAAAUGGCAUGAUUGUUGUAGCUGCUACCUCCCUUUGGCUUCCUCUUCAUUAUAUGAAAGUUUUUGAGUUCUUCACAGAUGAUAAAAGACGGGCUCAGUGGGAUGUUCUUUGUUGCGGAAAUCCUACACACAGGGUUGCACACAUCUCAAAUGGAAUUCAUCCUCACAACUGUAUAUCAAUUCUUCAGCCAUUCAUCCCUAGCGAGAACAAUGCACUAAUUCUUCAAGAGAGUUUUACAAAUCCCAUGGGAUCGUAUGUUGUAUAUGCUCCAACCGAUGUAGCAACUAUGAAUUUAGCCAUAAAAGGAGAGGACUCUUCAGUGUUACCAAUUCUUCCAUCAGGUUUUGUCAUCUCUGCAGAUGGUGAACCAAAUGCAACUUUGGGAGCUUUUAAUGAUGUAAAUAUUGAAAGAAUAGGGGGUUCAUUAUUGACAGUAGCUUUUCAAAUACUAGCUUCAAGUCCAGAUGGAAUCAAUAUGCCAAAUAUGGAAUCAAUGUCAGCUGUGAACACCCUUUUAACCUCAACAAUCCUAAAAGUCAAGGAUGCUUUGAAUUGCAACAAUUUGGAGUGAUUUUUUGGUCAUGUAAUUUUCUAUCUCUUGUUCAAGGACAAAAUAAUGCCUUGUUUCCUUUGCAUGCAUGACAAGUUUUCUUGACAUUUAA
Cajanus cajan (pigeon pea) is the source of this 2287-nucleotide messenger RNA. RefSeq names its product homeobox-leucine zipper protein HDG11. NCBI's taxonomy places the organism in Eukaryota, Viridiplantae, Streptophyta, Magnoliopsida, Fabales, Fabaceae. Gene Ontology annotation, biological process: regulation of DNA-templated transcription. Gene Ontology annotation, molecular function: DNA-binding transcription factor activity, RNA polymerase II-specific; DNA binding; lipid binding. The record is from RefSeq and is a predicted model, not a curated record.